Bactrocera oleae (olive fruit fly) is the source of this 1131-nucleotide messenger RNA. The record is from RefSeq and is a predicted model, not a curated record. NCBI's taxonomy places the organism in Eukaryota, Metazoa, Arthropoda, Insecta, Diptera, Tephritidae.
UGUCAAUGAAACCAUUUAAAGUAGUGACUUAUUGUACAUUUUAAGCAGCAAAGCGCUUAAAGCCAAAUUGCAAUAAUCAUAUAAAAGUUGGAUUACAAAAUUCAAAGUUUCUUUGAAUUCGAAACAAUACUAUUUGUUAUCGCCAAUUUUAGCUACUCGACAAAUUAAUUACUCAUGUUGAUUAAUUGACACAGAGACGCAGUAUAAAUAUACAAUAGUAUAUAUACCGAGACCAGAGAUUUCUGUUAACCAUCGGGUCUACGUAACCAGAACGGAACUAGAUUUUUAUCCAUCCAAGGACUGGCAACUCGGCAGCAUUCUAUUAUUAGCAAAUAAUGUAUGUUAACGUUUCAAAGAGUUUCUUCAGAUCGAAUCUUUCAUGUUACAAUGGAGUUUCGGAAGUCGUGACUUCAGGGAUAAUUGCAAUUAAAAAAAUCGGUAUCGAUAAAAUGUAUAUCGAUUUAGACCAUUAAAUCAAAAAAACAAAUAACAGCUGAUCUUAUAUUAUUUUGGAAGCGAAAUUCAUAUAAAUUUUUGUGAAUGCGGCGGUUAUUUCACACGUUUUUAAGUGUUAUGUCAAAGAAAAAAAGCAAAAAGUUUGCUACCGUUGUUCCUGUAGAUGAGAAGAAACCAAAUGAUGGUCCUUUGCAGUUGGACAAAAGCGGUAACAUUUGCAUUCGAAUCCUCGCUAAACCCGGUGCCAAAAUGAAUGGCAUUACGGAUAUAGGAAAUGAAGGAGUUGGAAUACAAAUAGCAGCACCGCCCACAGAAGGAGAAGCAAACGCAGAGCUCGUCAAAUACCUUUCCAAACUUUUAGGAUUACGGAAAAGCGACGUAUCGCUGGAUAAGGGAUCUCGAUCACGCAAUAAAUUAAUAAUGGUUAGUAAAGGAGUUACCACAAUGGAAAAUGUAAACGAAGCACUAAAGAGGGAAUGCGGAACGUAGAAUGUAGAAGAAUGUUUAUGUUAAGAAUAUUUAAAUAAUUGUUUCAUCAUUGGAUUUACAUAGUAAGUCUGCAUUUAAUUGCAAAAUUGUAUUACUGAACGUAAUAAAGUUAUCUUCUCAUUAGAAAGUUAAAUAAUUUUAAAAUUUAUUUUAUCUUAAUAAAUAUUUUUCAACUGUAUUAAUAGA